Humulus lupulus (European hop) is the source of this 3221-nucleotide messenger RNA. RefSeq lists its product as uncharacterized. The record is from RefSeq and is a predicted model, not a curated record. Gene Ontology annotation, molecular function: protein phosphatase regulator activity; protein phosphatase binding. Bases 314 to 2755 code for a protein of 813 amino acids. NCBI's taxonomy places the organism in Eukaryota, Viridiplantae, Streptophyta, Magnoliopsida, Rosales, Cannabaceae. The transcript is spliced from 19 exons.
AUUAUAUUUUGAUAUCAGCCGUACACUCAUCUCCAUAGGCACUCUCUCAUAUCUCUCUCCCGCGAUUGCUGGUGUUAUUUGUUUCUCUCUCUCUCUUCUUCCUUUUCUCUCUUUCUCUGAAACCCCUUUAUUCGAUCCCAAUUGAAUCUAGGGUUUUCGCUUUCCUCUUGGAUCUUUCUUGUGUGGAGGAACUGUAAGGUGAUUUGUGGAUUCGAGGGAUUGGUGAGGGAGUGCUAGGGUUUCACGGAGUGGGGUUUCUGUAGAUCUGACUACUGUUAGCCUCGUGGAGGCCAUUUCUUUUGCCGAAUUCAACAUGUUUUGGCGUAUGGCGGGCUUGUCCACUGCGUCUCCUGUGGAGACAAUUUUGGACAAGGAUAGUUUCACAUUGGAUGAACUUCUAGAUGAAGACGAAAUCAUUCAAGAGUGCAAAGCUCUUAAUGGACGACUGAUUAACUUUUUGAGAGAAAGAGCCCAGGUUGAACAACUUAUCAGAUACAUUGUUGAAGAAGCUCCUGAUGAUGCUGAGAGGAGACGGAAUAUUAAGUUUCCUUUCAUUGCCUGUGAGAUUUUUACUUGUGAAGUUGAUAUCAUCCUCAAGACAUUGGUAGAAGAUGAAGAGUUGAUGGAUUUGUUAUUUUCCUUUUUGGAACCAAAACAUACUCACAGUCCGUUUCUGGCUGGGUACUUCAGCAAGGUUGUCAUAUGCUUGUUGUUGCGUAAGACAGCUCCCUUUUUGAGCUAUAUUCAAGCUCAUCGAGAAAUUAUGCAGAAGCUUGUUGACCUGAUUGGAAUCACAUCCAUUAUGGAGGUCUUAAUACGGUUGAUUGGGGCUGAUGAACAUAUGUACGCAAAUUAUACAGACGCAGUGCAGUGGAUACAAGACUCAAAUGUGCUGGAGAUGAUUGUGGAUAAGUUCAGCUCUUCAGAUUCUCCAGAAGUGCAUGCUAAUGCAGCAGAAACACUUUGUGCGAUUACGCGUUUUGCACCUGCUGGACUUUCUGCUAAAAUUUCAAGCCCAAGCUUUGUUGGAAGAUUGUUUCGUCAUGCCUUGGAGGAAUCACGCCCAAAAUCUGUUUUAAUUAACUCAUUGACAAUAUGCAUAUCUUUGUUAGACCCUAAGAGAUUAAACAUGGGAGCAUAUCACAUGUUUGGCCGUCAAAUGACUCUUGGAUCCACUGUAACUGCUAAUCCAGAUACAGUUGAGGGCAUGCUGGAGAGCUUAGGUGAUUUGCUCAAGCUUUUAGAUGUUUCAUCUUCUGACAACAUCUUGUUAACUACAUAUGGCAAGUUACAGCCCCCUGUAGGAAAGCAUCGUUUAAAGAUUGUAGAGUUUAUUUCAGUGUUACUGGCAGUUGGCAGUGAAGCUGCUGAGAAGGAAUUGAUCCGUCUUGGAGCUGUACAACGAAUUUUAGACUUGUUCUUUGAGUACCCGUAUAAUAACUUUCUGCAUCACCACGUAGAGAACAUUAUAAUUUCAUGUUUGGAGAGCAAGAAUGCUCCACUUGUAGAACAUGUUCUCCGUGACUGUAAUCUUAUUGGGAAAAUACUUGAAGUGGAAAAGAACGUCACAUUGACAGCUGAUUCAAACAAGCCAACAGUCCCUGCUGAGGGCAGAUCGCCACCCAGAAUAGGGAAUAUUGGACAUAUCACUCGUUUAUCAAACAAAAUUAAUCAACUUGGGAAUUCAAAUAGUGACGUUCUGGCUAUAUUGCAGGGAAACAGUGAAUGGUCUGAUCAUACAAAUGUCUUAGCGAAGCGUAAUGUUCUGGAGAAUGUUUAUCAGUGGGCUUGUGGGCGGCCAACCGCAUUACAGGACCGGGCAAGGGACAGUGAUGAUGAUGAUUACCAAGAUAGAGAUUAUGAUGUUGCAGCCCUAGCAAACAACUUGAGCCAGGCUUUCCGCUACGGCAUGUAUAGCAAUGAUAUGGAUGAGGGCCAUGGAUCACUCGAACGCGGAGAUGACGAGGAUGUCUACUUUGAUGACGAAUCUGCUGAAGUUGUGAUAUCUUCUCUGCGGUUGGGAGAUGACCAGGACAGUGGUUCUCUCUUUACAAAUUCCAACUGGUUUGCUUUUGAAGAAGACAACAGUGAUCCCAAUGAGCGUUCAACCGGGCCACUUGCUUCCCCGUCACCUAAUGCAGAAGGAACCAGUGCUCUCAAUGGUGGUGAGAACGAUGUUAAUGUUGGGGAAGACAUUACAGUUGAAGUAAAAAAUGUUUCAGAAGACGUUAAUGCUAGUGAGGAGGAUGAAUUGAUCGACACUGCAACAUCUUCGGUAGAACCGGAAGCAAAAUCAGAAGAUACUGUGUUGCAGGAAUCUAGCACUUUAAGAGAAAUGGAAUCAAAAGAAACUGAUAAACCCCCUGAGUGGGUUGAAUGGAGGGAGACUUCGGACUCUGGUGACCCAUCUAAUAUCCUACCAAAUGGUGAGCUUCAGUUGGAAUCUUCAGAUGCUGCGAAACCUUUGGAAUCCCCAGAUGCUGCAAAACCUUUGGAAUCUUCUGAUGCUGCCAAACCUUCUCCCUCGUCUCCUGAUAAAGUAGCAGACAAUGAAGAAGCUGCCAGUGGACCUUCGGCAGCAUUAGAGGACAAGACCCCAAGUCCAGUUCCUGCUGAGCCAUCAAAAUCAGAUGAUGAGACUGCAGUUUCAGACCCAGCCACUACCGGCAUUGCUGAGACAACAGUUGAAAAAGAUGGCAGCUCUUCGAAAGCUACCAUUGAAGAUAAAAAGGAAAAAGAAGUAGAAGGGAACUGAUGUAAAUUCUCAAAUUCAGUUUUAACUGGGCUAACUCGGAAUUUAAGCAAAACAUUGAUCGUCAGGUGGGAAAGUUGGAUUUUAGACAAUUUGGUUGGCUAGGCAACUGUAUUAUAUAGAGCCUUGUGUGCAUUGAUGGUGCAGUUGUAUUAAAAAGCAGGGCUGCUGAUUUUUUUGUCCCAUACCUGAGAAUUUGCUCUCCCCUUAGCCUCAACUUCAAGAAAGCAAAUUUUAAGGAAAAGAAAAGAAAAAAACCAAUUGGGGAGAGGUUCUGAUUUGCGAACUCUCUAGCCGGUAGUAGUAGUACAAUGUUUCUAUUUUGGUAUUUUCUCUCACGUGUUGCAUACAUUUUUCAUCAAGGAUCUGUCAAUAUAUAAUUUCCUUUUUUUAAUUUAUUCUUAAGUACAUCCAUGUUCAAAUGAUUUCAGAAGCUAAUCUGAAUAUAUCUUGAUUGCUAUUAUUGUAA